AUGGUCCGCAAGCUUCCAUGGGACAGGAGACAAGAACGUUCACGAAAUUCUGUGCCGCGGCACUCUUCGUCGUCGCGUCCGGCGCCGAUGGCACAUGACGAUGACAGUCCCCAGGCGAGGGUCAGAGAACCGUCAGUAUCGAGAGAUUCACGGGCGAGUGCCGUGGCGCGCAAAUUCCGUUCGCCGUCUACAUCUCCACCACCGGCGCCUCCUUCAGAGACCUUCAUGAUCGCCGGCAUGGAUCAUGACGACCAGUACCGCAUGGUGGAGGACGAGCUUCUUUCCGUGGCCCACGAAUUCACAGCCCACCUGCACGCGGCCGAGUACCAUCGGCUGAAAACGACGGCUAAGAGUCUGGGCGCCGAGGCCAUACGCAACAUUUCGCGGCCCGUUACGGACGGCCCGACACCAUCGGUGCGGCGACAGCAGGAGGCAGACAGGCGCGCCGAGAAGCUGCAGCGCGGUCUGCAGUGGGCGUUUGGCAGCGGCGGUGGCGAGGACGAGGACGCGGACGUGCACGAGGAUGCGCCGUGGAAGGGCACGGCGCUGCAGAACAUCAUGGAGGGCACCGGGCGGAAGGUGGCGCUCGUGCCGCUUCUGGCGGCUUCAUCACGACGGCCAGUUGAGGCGAAACGUCUCGACGUAGAGACGGAGGAUGAUGAGGACGACGAGGACGAUCUGGACGGACCGUCCAUCCUGAAAGAGUCUGCUUUAAGACGGGGUCAGGUGGCCGCUGUCGACACUAUGGACAGGUUGGCCUUUUCUUUUGAUUCAGCCACGUCGACGACCGCAAACGAGAGCAGGCCAGACGCAGGUCGAGACAACAGAGACACGGACAGCAGCGACGCAUCAGACAGCCUGGACAUGAGCGGCUUGCUGCAGAAGAUACGCCAGCGCCGUCAGCGAGAAAAGGCACAGCGACAGCAGCAAAAUCAGCAGAGAUGGAGACCGGGGCAGGAGAGAAACACGGACAUGGCGAGCGCAGCAGUCAAGAAAGAGACAGAGGAUGUGGACCUGUUCAGCUGCAAAGGCUGA
Messenger RNA from Grosmannia clavigera kw1407, 1035 nucleotides. RefSeq lists its product as uncharacterized. NCBI's taxonomy places the organism in Eukaryota, Fungi, Ascomycota, Sordariomycetes, Ophiostomatales, Ophiostomataceae. The record is from RefSeq and is a predicted model, not a curated record. The coding region runs from base 1 to 1035 and encodes 344 amino acids. The transcript is spliced from 3 exons.